UAGCAAAGAUUUGUUACAUGGUGUCAUGGAUGGAUGGAAUUUCCUUUUUUAACUGCGGUCCAGAAAAAUGGUCUUUCGCACCUCUCUUGUACGGACAACGGAGAAGCCGGAUUCUUCUUUGGUUGUUGUCUAACUCGGAGGAGCUGGAAACCAGGGAGCCCUGCGUACGUCUGGAUCCCACAGCUGCGCCUGCAGUGAACGGGGUAAAAGGCGAGGGUUCUGUCCCGUGUUGGACUUCCGUCAAGCUGCGUAUGAACGCUCUGGCCUUGACUCCAUGAGCAACACCAAUCAGGAGUGCUAGCGGGACCUCGGAAGAGCGCGCCCUUUGUUUUGCCACUUGGCACCGGAUGACAAGUCACCGUGGUUACCGCACAGACCCUCAGGAGCCCGAGAGAAGAAAAGCGGGGCAGUUCAUUUCGGCGAGAAGCUGCGAGAACCCCAGCUAGAGGCGUUACCUCCUCAACAAUAAUCCCACUCAAUCCAGACCUGCAAGCUGGAAAAGCAUGAAGGCGCGUGUUCCGGCGUAAGUGGUACCAAGAGUCCGAGAUCCGGCGGCGCGUGCCUGCGGCGAUGGGCAAAACCAUGAAAAACGACGGAGUCGAGCAGAGGACGACAGGAGCAUUGGGUCCCACCGAGGACGCGGUGUACCUACGGCGGAGGAUUGGCCUGCUGGCCGCCACCUCCCUCAUUGUGGGCACAGUGGUGGGUAGCGGCAUCUUCAUCGCACCCAAGGGCGUCCUGGUGAACACCGGCAGCGUGGGCCUGUCCCUCGUGAUCUGGAUCCUGUGCGGCGUGCUCUCCACGUUUGGUGCUCUAUGCUACGCUGAGCUAGGAACCAGCUUCAAGAAAUCGGGAGGCCAUUACACGUAUCUUCUAGAAACCCUGGGCCCUCUGCCUGCCUUCCUGCGCCUCUGGGUUGAGUUCAUCAUGGUCAGACCGGCUGUGGCCUCUGUGGUGUCGCUGGCCUUCGGCCGCUACGUGGUGGAGCCCUUCUUUACCCCCUGCCCUGCACCCCCGGCCCUGGUCAAGCUGGUUGGCAUCCUGGGAGUGUCAUUUGUUGUGGCGGUGAACUGCUGGAGUGUAAAACUAGCCUCCCGCACUCAGAUCACCCUCACCUUCAUCAAGAUGUUUGCCCUCAUCCUCAUCAUUGUCCCGGGCGUCAUGGCCCUGACCAGAGGGCAAACACACAACUUCCAAAACGCUUUCGACUCCACCUCCUCAACCCUGGAAAAGCUCCCUCUCGCCUUCUACUCUGGCCUCUAUGCCUACGGGGGGUGGUUCUAUUUGAACUUUGUGACGGAAGAGGUCAUCGAUCCGAACAGAAACAUCCCGCUUUCAAUCAUCUUCUCCAUGGUGACGGUGACCGUGUGCUACGUACUCGUCAACGUGUCCUACUACACGGUGAUGACUGCGGAGGAGGUGCUCAUGUCGGAGGCUGUGGCCGUGACUUUCGCCAGCCGUGCUCUGAAGGGCGUGGCCUCCUUGGUCCCCGUGCUGGUGGCGGUGUCCUGCCUGGGGGCGCUCAAUGGCGGCUUCUUCGUGGCGCCCAGGAUGCUGUUUGUGGGAUCCAGGGAGGGUCACUGGCCGGCUCUCUUCUCCAUGAUACACAUUCGCCGACAGACACCCAUGCCUGCAAUCCUCCUCUUGUUCCCACUGGUGGUGCUGAUGCUGGCCAGAGGUGAGCUCUUCCAACUGGUCAACUUUGCUUCUUUCUCCCGCUGGCUUUUCAUCGCCAUGGCUACCUUGGGGAUGCUGAUCCAUCGCUACCGGUUCCCCAGCCACCCCAGACCCUUCAAGGUGCCGCUGGUCAUCGCGGUUAGCUUCACGGCAGUGUGCUUCUUCAUCGUUGGCCUGUCCCUGUAUUCAGACCCAUGGAACACUGGGGUCAGCUGUGCCAUCACCCUGUCUGGCAUGCCCGUGUACUACCUGACCAUCCAUCGGCAGCUCCUGCCUCUUCGUUGGACUAAGGCUUUACACUCUUUCAGCAGGCAGCUCCAGAUUCUGAUGGAGGUCACUCAGCAGGAGGUCCAGACCUACUGAUGCCUUCAGAGAUCUUGACAGAAACCUGAACUAGGAGACCUCCAGCUUUGGGUUUGUUCUUCAUGUAGCUCUUCCUUACUGCCAGCAUGAUCCCACCUCCCUUAAAAAGGAAAGAAACAUGACAAUCUUUUAGGACUUUGUACUGGGAUUUAUACACAAAAAAAAUAUGUCAAAAUAUUCACUAAAUACGGGAAGAUGGCUGCAGUAGUGAAUUUCAGUUGAACAGAGAUCUUCUCUUCGAACUGAUGUCUGUAAGUACACAGUAUUUUUUUUUUUUUACCUGUCACUUUUACAAUAAACAAUACUCACUUGCUA
Messenger RNA from Scleropages formosus (Asian bonytongue), 2355 nucleotides. Its product is annotated as cystine/glutamate transporter. The transcript has 13 exons. Lineage: Eukaryota; Metazoa; Chordata; Actinopteri; Osteoglossiformes; Osteoglossidae. The record is from RefSeq and is a predicted model, not a curated record. Gene Ontology annotation, biological process: amino acid transmembrane transport. Gene Ontology annotation, cellular component: membrane. Gene Ontology annotation, molecular function: L-amino acid transmembrane transporter activity. The coding region runs from base 571 to 2040 and encodes 489 amino acids.